Saccharomycodes ludwigii is the source of this 2355-nucleotide messenger RNA. RefSeq names its product bifunctional glycerol-3-phosphate/glycerone-phosphate O-acyltransferase SCT1 (gene SCT1). NCBI's taxonomy places the organism in Eukaryota, Fungi, Ascomycota, Saccharomycetes, Saccharomycodales, Saccharomycodaceae. Gene Ontology annotation, molecular function: glycerone-phosphate O-acyltransferase activity; glycerol-3-phosphate O-acyltransferase activity. Bases 1 to 2355 code for a protein of 784 amino acids. The transcript has a single exon. The record is from RefSeq and is a predicted model, not a curated record. Gene Ontology annotation, cellular component: endoplasmic reticulum membrane. Gene Ontology annotation, biological process: phospholipid biosynthetic process.
AUGUCUUCAGAACAACCCUUACUACUCUCAGAGAAAAGAAAGAGAGAAAAUAAGAAACAACAACUACAUACUAGUAUUGAUCCAAUCAAUACCAAUGUUAAUAAAUCUUUUGAAAAUGAAAAAUCUCCUAAAAUACAAACCACUCCCAACAAAAACCUUGAAAAUAGUAAUGUUGCUACCAACGAGGGUGAGCAACCAUGGUAUAGAAUAUUGAUGUAUAAUUGUUUCUUGUGGGUAAUGGUCCAUAUUUUUGACUGUUUCUUUAGGGAAAUCAGAACAAGAGGAGCAUAUCACAUUCCGAAAACAAUCAAUCCCAAAACAGGCAGAGAUGACCCCAUUAUAUUUGUUGCUGCACCACAUGCCAAUCAAUUUGUUGACCCAAUCAUUUUAGUUGGACAAGUUAAAAAAAACGUGAAUAAAAUCAUGAGUUUUUUAAUUGCCGAAAAAUCGCUACAUAGGCCAGCAGUUGGUACUUUGGCUAGAUUUUUAAUGUCUAUUGGUGUCACUAGACCUCAAGAUAAUAUGAAAUUGAUGCCCGGCAAAAUAUACAUUGAUCCAGAAAGUAACAAUUCGUUGAAAAUUGUUGGUGACGAAGAUACCGAUUUUACAAAACUUCAGGAAAGGGGAUUAAUUAGUUUACCAAAAGGCUUAGGCAGUACAGCUAUUGAUAAGAUAUUGAAUAAGCAUGAAUUACUUCUUCGUAAAGAGUUUAAAAUGAACAAACCUGAAGUUGUUAAACUUUUGAAGAAUGGAACCACUUUCAAGUAUUCCCCCAAGAUCGAUCAAAGUAAAGUAUAUCAUAAAGUUUUUGAACAUUUAAAUCAAGGUAAAAACAUUGGUAUUUUCCCUGAAGGAGGUUCGCAUGACAGAACUGAUCUUUUACCAUUAAAAGCAGGCGUGGCAUUGAUGGCUCUUGGUGCUAUGUCCAAACAUAAAGAUUUAAACGUUAAAAUCGUUCCUUGUGGUAUGAAUUAUUUCCAUCCUCAUAAAUUUAGAAGUAGGGCUGUGGUUGAAUUCGGUGAACCAAUUGAAAUCACAAAAAAAAUGGUGCUCAACUAUGAAAAUCCUGAGUCAAAUAGACAACAAGUGAAAGAGUUGUUAGACCUAAUUACAAAAGGAUUAAAAGCAGUCACGGUCACUUGUCCAGAUUAUGAAACUUUAAUGGCCAUACAAGCUACAAGGAGAUUAUAUUCAGGGUAUUUGUCCAGCAAUAUGCCUUUGUCUAUGAUUAUUGAAAUGAACAGAAGAUUGGUUAUUGGUUAUGAAACUUUCAAAAAUGACGAUCGUAUUAAAAGUUUAAAAAAAGAUGUGUUACUUUACAAUUCCCAUUUGAUGAAUUACAACAUUCCAGAUCAUCAAGUUGAGUCCGCAAAAAUUUUCGCCAAUACUAAUUGGAAAACAAAUUUAAUGGUUCUAAUCCAAAGAAGUGUGCGUAUUUUAUUUUUAUCCCUACUGAGUCUACCUGGUUUCAUUAUGUUUUCACCCAUCUUUAUUGCGUCUAAGAAAAUCUCCAGUAGAAAGGCAGCCGAAGCUUUGGCCAAUUCUACGGUUAAAAUUAAGGCAAAUGAUGUGGUUGCCACCUGGAAAAUUUUGAUUGCAAUGGGAUUAGCUCCAAUUUUAUACAUUGGAUGGUCUGUUAUUUUGGUGUACGGUUAUAAUAACGUAAUCAACCCAACGAAUAACGUUUCGUAUUUCGUUAAAUUUGCCAUCUCAUAUAUAUUAUGUUGUACAGUUACUUAUAGUGCUCUAAUCUUUGGUGAUAUCGGUAUGGAUACUUUCAAAAGCUUAAAGCCAUUGUAUUUAUCUAUUGUUAAACCAUCAACAAUCUCUGAGUUGGAAAAGGAGCGGGAGAUUUUAGCCUUAAAAAUCACUGAGCUGGUUAAUACUUUGGGUCCGGAAUUGUUUCCAGAUUUUACAGCUGAGGGGUUAAGAGAAAAACUAUAUGAAAUAAAUAAAGACAGUACCAAUGAUAAUGAUGACGACUUACAGGAGUCGAUCACCAACGAAUUGAAACGUAGAAAGAAGUUACAACAACAUAAUAGAAAGCGGUCACAAAAAUCAGGUGCUAAUACUAAUACCGCCAGUAGUUUGACUGUUACUGAUGAUUCAGAUGCUGUCUCUUUGAUCAAUAGCGAUAAUUCAUUGUCUAAUAUCCCAAUCUUUUCAAAUAGUGUUAAUAUAAGCAGUAGUGUGAGUAGUACUGCUGGCAGUAUCUCGUCAGAUUUUGAAAUUGUUGAUUCCCAUCCAGAAGAAGAAUUUGAUAGUGAUUCCAGUGUAGAGAAUAGUAUUUCUAAACAACGCAAGUUGAGUUCUAAAAUUGUAAAGACUCUAAGAGAAAAUAGAAAUCAAACAUGA